This is a messenger RNA of Adineta ricciae, 972 nucleotides long. Lineage: Eukaryota; Metazoa; Rotifera; Eurotatoria; Adinetida; Adinetidae. The record is from the annotation of a GenBank genome assembly.
AUGAAUGUUGCACGUAGUGCUCACACAGCAUCGCUUUUGACAAAUGGUUCGGUACUAGUCGCAGGUGGAGGGGUCAAUAGCUGUGAAUUAUAUAACCCACUGACAGGUAUUUGGACAACGACAGGAACUAUGAGCACCACACGAUCAAGUCAUACAGCGUCCCUCUUACCGAAUGGUAUGGUGUUAGUUGCAGGUGGGUAUAACGGUGGUAACUUCCUGAAUACUGCUGAGUUAUUUGAUCCAUCAACGAACUCAUGGACACCGACUGGAAGUAUGAAUGCUGCACGAGCAUUUCACACAGCAACAACAUUGUCAAAUGGUUCCGUGUUAGUUGUAGGCGGAUGGGGUGGUGUUAUUAAUGUUUUUCUUAGUAGUGCUGAAUUGUAUAAUUCAAUAACGGGUACUUGGACACAACUAAGUAAUGCAAAUGGUCCUCGGACUGAUCACAUCGCAUGCAAGUUACUAAAUGGGAAGGUGUUAAUUUCAGGUGGAACCAAUAGUAGUAAUGUUCUAGCCAGUGCUGAAUUGUUCGAUCCUUCACUAGGCACUUGGACAUUCACAGGAAGUAUGACUUAUAGUCGACGAUAUUAUUCAGCGGCUGUCUUAUCAAAUGGAACAGUAUUAGUUGCAGGUGGAGUCGAUAAUAGCGGUACUACUAAAAACAGUGCUGAAUUAUAUGAUGCAUUAACAGGUACUUGGACAACAACAACAAAUAUGAAUACGAUUAGACAGUGGCACACGGCAUCCGUCUUGUUAGAUGGAACAGUGUUAGUUGUCGGUGGAAGCGGCGGUAGCAGUUAUCUGAACAGUGCAGAAAUAUAUAAUCCAACAAAUAGCACUUGGACAACAACACCAAAUAUGACCAUUGGACGAAAAGAUCAUACAGAAACUGUCUUAAGCAGCGGAACAGUGUUAGUCGCGGGCGGAACGGAUAGCAGCGGUACUACUCUCAACACUGUUGAAUUGUAUUGA